This is a messenger RNA of Triplophysa rosa, 2008 nucleotides long. It is a transcript of the gene scnm1, whose product is annotated as sodium channel modifier 1. Gene Ontology annotation, cellular component: nucleus. Lineage: Eukaryota; Metazoa; Chordata; Actinopteri; Cypriniformes; Nemacheilidae. The record is from RefSeq and is a predicted model, not a curated record. Bases 65 to 877 code for a protein of 270 amino acids. The transcript is spliced from 8 exons. Gene Ontology annotation, biological process: RNA splicing.
AUAAAAACACAGAAAGAGAGAGAGCGAACUUAAGGAAAAGAAGUGUCUGUAACGUUAGCCAGAAAUGUCUUUUAAGAGAGAGGGUGAUGAUCAAAGUCAAUUGAAUUUACUAAAGAAACGACGUGUUGCAGAUCUUUUGUCUAAUUUCAUCCCGGAUGACGAAGCUGCUCUUAUUAAAAAUGGAAGAUACACGUGCCUUGUGUGUUCCCAUCGUCCUGUGUUUGACACUGUCGGUGUGCUCAUGGUACACAGGAAAGGAAAGCGGCAUCUUGAAGGUAUGAAAUGGUAUUACGGCAAGAAGAAUGAAAUGCAACGAGAAGUAGAUAAAAGAAGGCAUCGAGAAUAUGUCAACGUAGAAAGUGAACGGCAGGAACCCUCCAGCUCAGCUCCUUUACUGACCCAAACACGACAAAUUACCCAUCACGCAUUACUCAGAACUACUCCAUACAGUAGUUGUCACAGGAAGGCCAGUGAGCGAUCUGAAUCCCCAAAAUGUGGCCAAGAGUAUAGAAAUGACCAAGGCAGCAACAUCACCUUACCAAGUAAUCAGGAACCUGCUGCUGUGAGGAAAGCACAAGCUGGCACCAUCUCAGCCACCAGCACAACAGUGCAUCAAGACCUGCUUGAAGAAAGCAGAAAGGAAGAGAGAGGAAAGGUAAAGAGAAACAGAUCCAGCACUGUUGAGUGUGAGCCUCCAUCAGAGCAGAGACGCAGAGAACUAGAACACUACCUCAAAUUAAAGAGUUCAGGGUGGCUGCAGGACAAAAGUGGAAAAUGGGUAAAAGACAAAAACGUUGAGUUUGAUUCUGAUGAAGAUGAACCUGGUGCAUUUCCUUGCAAUGACUCUUCUGCUAAAACAGCCGAAUGUCAGGAUUGAAGAUACCAUUCAACGACUUACAAAUAAGCUUCAGGCUACAUUUAUUGUCUUGAUGGUCACAGCUCUCAUGUGAUAUCUUUUACGUUUAGGCCUCUGUUACCUAUUUUAAAAUACAAUUUGCAAUAUUUGCAGUAUUUAUUUGCAGUAUUUAUUAGUACUGUACUUGCUAUUUCCUAUGACCUUUCCGAAGGUCAGAUAUAGUUUGCUGAAUCUCGCGUGGUAUAUAUUUUUUUACAAAUAUACUUAUGAUUUUGGUUGCAUGGUUUCAAUUUUAGGACAGAAUAUAGAACGGCUCCAUUCUGUGCUUCCUUUGUCAAAUGCUGUCAGCACAAGCUUGGCAUAGUGUGACUCUGUGGUCCAGCUCUACCUUAGAAGUGUGACGUUUUGUCAGCCACAGAAAUGACAGGAACCCACCCCCAAAACUCCUGAGAACUUCGGAAAAGCUUAUACAGGCCUUUUUUUUCAAAAUCGAGGUUAAUUGGCGACUCCUGAAAAUUUUGAUAGGUGUGCCACUAUUCCAAAGAGUAGCAUAAAUCUCAAGCCCUUCCCCCCUUCCAGGAAGUGGGUUUAUUUGGAGCUUCGUAACUCAAACCCAUGAGACUGUAUUUCAUGACCGAGCGACGUGUGUAUAAAUAGGUCAGGAUGCACAACCAUGGGGUUUCAAAUCGUUCCACUUGUGUUUUGCAUAAAGGUUUGGUCAUAACAGGAUAAUCAAAUAAUAAAAGUUAUGACAUUUAGUGCUGUAAUUUUAUCUCAAUCUUUCAUUAAAAUACAUAAACUCAGUAACUGUUAAAUUAUAUAUCUAUAUACUACUGUAACUAUAGAUAUAGAUUUCUUGGCCACAUUAGUGCAUACUCGGUUAAUAUCAGUGCUUUGUACAAUAGCAGUUUAAACAUUGUUUAAUUUAUUAAAACUUUAAAGUCUGAACAAUAUAGAAUGUAACAUUUUAUUCAAAAUAUUUACAAAGUUUUAGUUGGAAGCACCAUAUAAGAAUGCAUGAAUGAAGGACUGGCUGAUUAGUGUCUUUUUUACAAGUUUGCUUGUAAAUUCAUGAGCAGGUCAAUUUUAUUAGAGCAGAGCAUUUGUUUUGAUGAAAUCCACAAAAAGCAAUGUUUAUCAAGCUGACUAUAA